CUCCAGAAGUUUCAGCAGAAGGCUCUGAAGCAAACUAAGCAGAAGAAAUCCAAGUCGGCUGAAUUUCUGAUGGUUAAAGAAGAUAGAGAAGUGACGGAAGGCAUGGAAAAUCCAGCUUUUAACACGAGCAGCCCAGAUCUCUCAACAUGUCAGCCUUCAGAAGGGAAAGUUAUUAGACAUGACAUGCCGGAUCGCACCCUUGCAGCUCACCGAGAAAAAAUCAGGCUGCCAACCUCUGCAGAACCAAAAGGAAAUGAAUACGGCAGAAAUUACUUUGACCCACCGAUGGAUGAGGAAAUAAACCCAAGGCAGUGUGGGAUGGAGGUCAGCAGAGAGGGUGAUGACAGAAUUCUCUAUAAUCAAUUAAUGAAGCUUUUUGAUGGCAGUGGAAAGGAGAAUCCCAAGGAAACUUUGUUGGGGCAAACAGGUAAGAGCACGAAAGUGGAGCCCUUGGGUUCUGAAGAGCCUAUGAGUUCCAGGGCAAGCAAUGAGAUCCUCCAAGAGGCUGACAUUGCCAUCCCUGCCUACGUGAAGGACUUCGAAAGGCAUGCUCAGAGAGACAUAGUUCUGCUCGCACAUUCUCCAUUUGAACAGGCUGCGGCUGCUGCGUUAUUUUGGCGGGAACGAUGGCGUCCUUCCAGUGGCCCCGGACGUCGAGGCGGGGCUGCGGGGCGUUGCAGGCAGCACGAUGUGGUGAUGGUGACCGGCUGUUGCCACGGCGAGCUGGAUAAGAUCUACGAGACGCUGGCGGUGGAGGAGCGGCGCCGCCCCAGCUCGGUGGACCUGCUGCUGUGCUGUGGCGACUUCCAGGCGGUGUGCCACAGCCAAAGCAAUGAGGUUAUUAGCCUUGGACAAAUGCUACCACAUAGAGACUUUCUUCAGGUCUCAGAAAUCGCACAUGACCCCAGUGCUUCUGACCAGCUGGAGUGUGACGUGGAAUGGCUCGCUGUGCUCCGGGCCACUGACGACCUGGUGAACGUGACCGGGGGCCUGUGGAAUAUGCCCGAGAACAAUGGCCUGCAUGCACGGUGGGAUGACAGUGCCACUGAGGAAGCCAUGAAGGAGGUUCUGGACAGCGUGAACCAGGACCUCAAAGCGCCCUGCAACUUUAGCGCUUCAGGAGGCCAAGCAAGAGCACCCCCCGUGUGGGGAAUACGAAGAGCAAGAGGAGGGCCUGGAGCAACGACUCUGGAGAAGACCAGAGUGAAUACACCCCACCUCCCCGACAUAUCCGCCCUGUCCUCCAUUAAUCUCGAUGAGUUCACGCUGGAGGAGGAGGAGGAGGAGGAGGAGGAGGAGGAGGGGGAGAGCUGUGAAAGUUUGCCCAGUGACAUGAACACUCCCUCGGUAGAACUUUCUUCCAGUCAGGCUUCUGAUCUUUCCACAAGCUUUUCUGAUGUGAGGAUCUUGCCAGAGUCCAUGAUUGUGCCUUCUCAUGACUUAAUGGGCUCUCCACCAGGUACAGAAGGGACCCCAGAGGAUGAUGGGAAGGGGUUCACUGAGAUGCUAUUGAAGAGGCUGAGUAGUGAACACGAACCCGAACAGAGAAAGAAAAUUAAGAGGAGGAAUCAAGCCAUCUAUGCAGCAAUAGAUGAUGAAGAUGAUGAAAUAGAAGCAUACAUCAAUGAUGUACACUCCAUUCUCGAUAUAAAAGUCAAUAGCAAUAUUGCUUACACAGAAAUGGACUUAAAACUUGAAGGGGAAGGAAUGAAUCAAGAUAUUCUUAGGUCAUCUUUAGAAACGGUCAAAACAUUGAAGAGAAAAUGUCAUCUUUGCGCCACGCAAGGAUUUCUGAAGGUGGAUAUGACCAUUACUUUCUCUCAUGUAGCAGCAGCAGAAGAGAAGAGAACUCCACAUCCAGCGUCCAUUGAAGAGUUAACUGUUGGCAAAAAGGGGUGUGGCACUAAACCUGAUUCUUUCACACAAGUGACUGAUGAUUCCAGGGGAGCUUCAGGAUCUUGCUGCAAGCUUGAGCAGUCUCAGUCGCUACAGCUUCUUCAAAUACAGAUUAAAUGCAUCCGGGGUCUGAAGGACAAGGCUUCUCCAGGCUGGUACUUCCUCAGAGUGUCCCUGCUGGGUCAACCAGGGACCUGUGUGUUGUGGUGGCAAAUGGAGCACCUGAAGGCCAGAACACAAUCAAUUCGACAUGAUGGGAACUUCUACAAUGUCGGGGUUUAUUUCCACGAAGGCCUUUCUGUGGCACUCCCUGGAAGGAAAGAUGUGAAACCUGGCAUGGCUUUUUUGUUUGAGCUUGUUUUCCUUCGUGGGCCACAUGCUUGCCUCAGCCAGGUUGUAGGCUGGGCAAUCUUCCCUUUAUGUGAUGAUAACUUCCAUGAAGUGGAGGGAAAAUUCAAGUGUGCUCUUCUCCGAGGACCUUAUAACCAAAAACUCCAUAGCUUCAGGAAGAUUGAAGAUUUGAUUUGCCAAGACUUGGACCACUGGCUGUGUAAUCUCUAUUUUCAGGUAAUAAAACUUCCUUUACAUUUGGAUGAUCAGCAGAAGCUUGGAAGGCACCCUCAACUUCCCUCUGAAUUUCCUGUGAAUGGUGUGGCAGAAGCAGAGAAAGCAAAAUUCGGUGUGGCUGAUAUGGCUGAGCCCUCAGAAAAAGAAAUGGAGAACAUUUGUGCAGCAGUAGAUGAUGGAGCCCAAUCUGCCUCUUCUCAGGGGCAGCCUGUGACCCCUCAGAGAGAUCCUGACACCCGUAAGGGAAGUGUUCCCACCGAUGUAAAGGAAGUGGAGAAGCAGUUUAAUGUUGGGAAAGGAGGGAGGAGGGUGUGUCAGAGAGAUCUGGGCGACAGAGACAAGAUGGUUUUAAAACGUUUCCAGCAGUUGGGUGAAUUAAAGGUUAAUCAGAGGUUUAGCAUUGAUGUGCCUGUGGUGCUUAGCAGCUAUCUGAGGAAUGGAUUCAUCGAUAUUGAGGAGCUGCGGAGCACAUCUGAUAAUGUUGAUCACUAUCCUACAGCCCGUGAUCGCAGCCUCUCAAAAGAAGACUGUGAGAUUCACUCUAAGCUAGAAAUUAAUUUGGUUUCCAGUGUGAGAUUUGAAGUUCAGGACAUGCUAGAGCAGCCAAUGGCUGAGAAAUCAACAAGGUAUCGUGUGCCAGAUACUUACAUCCUUGACAUUAUGCAUGCUUUGUUUUUUUCACUUAUCAAUUUCUCUGGCAAGGGAGACAGCCUCAUGAACCAUUCUGUGAAGGAGAAAUCAAAGGUUUGGCCAUCUAGAGAACUUGAAGAUUAUUCAAAGGAUACAUCUUAUAUGGAGGAAUUGGAGAAACAUCAGGUUUCAGUUUGUCAUGCUUCAAUUAUGGAUAGUGCUGGAUCCAGGGAAUUUUAUAAGCAUCUUCGCUUUGCACUGGUGACAUUGUAUGCGGAACUCGAAUUAGACCAAUGGCAAAGCCAAAGCUUCUGGUACAUUAUUCUGCUGAUGGCUUCUCUCUGGUUCCUCAGGCUCUACCUGCAUUACCUUGGCCAGUGGCUUUUUCUCUGGGCCAUUUCAACUCCAGUUACAAAAUUUCACUUCUUGCCCUACACAGUUGAGCUUUGCUACCCAACAUCUUCACUUCAUGUGGGAGAAGAGCUAGCUGUGGUUGUGUUGGGGCCUUUCAUGCUGAACACAAUCAUAUUUCUGUUGGUUCUGAUCAGAUGGGGCUGUCAGCUACUGUUUGCCUUUUGCCCAGACGCCUUGUCAAAGCUCAUCAUUACCAUGGGAUUAUGGACAGUUCUAGACCCAUUGGCAGUGUUUAUAGUAGAUGCUUUCCUGGGGAGGCUUAUCCAUAAUGAGGAAACUCCUCUGGCUGAUGCAGCAAAGGUCUACUGGGUGUUUGUAAGAACAAAGAAACCAGGAAUUCUUGGUGUGAUCAUCACAUUGCUACUUUACGCCCUCCUGUUCAUCAUCUCUUCCUUGAUUUUAUAUGUGUACUGUCUCAGGUUGCACAAUGACUCUUGGAUAUUAGAUGCAUUUCAGCGCACCCAUAGUGAAGAAAACAAGUUCUUCAUUCCCUAUGAUCUGGAGAUUUCUAAUCAGGAACUAAGUUACAUAGUGAAAAGAGCUGGGCAGUGGAGAGGGAUCAAUGGUGAAAGAAGGAAGGUGGCAGUGUGUGAUUACCUGUGGAAAGACCAUGGCAUUGAGUCCAGCAUGUCUAGUUGUGACCUCCAGCAUCAGAGUACGAUUCCCGAGUCUGCACUGGGUCCAGGAGUUCUGACUUCUCACAUAGCUAUAUACACGUUGUAUCCCAGCGGUUUCCAGGAACUCUAUCGGCAUUUUCUCAGACUCCCGGAUGGGACUAUCAUUGAGGUUUUUGGAGACAUCAGUGCCUUGAAGAUGGUCCCCAGUGACGUGAUCACAGCCAUUGAGCAGCACCUGAGUGAGAUAGACACCACAUGGGGAGGCUCCUUGGGUACUCACUCAAGAGAAACCCAAAGGGUCCGGUAA
Messenger RNA from Perognathus longimembris pacificus (Pacific pocket mouse), 4431 nucleotides. RefSeq lists its product as uncharacterized. Gene Ontology annotation, cellular component: perinuclear region of cytoplasm. Gene Ontology annotation, biological process: mRNA processing. The annotation marks the transcript as partial. Lineage: Eukaryota; Metazoa; Chordata; Mammalia; Rodentia; Heteromyidae. Gene Ontology annotation, molecular function: hydrolase activity, acting on ester bonds. The transcript is spliced from 27 exons. The record is from RefSeq and is a predicted model, not a curated record.